AACGCAUUCAACCUCACCAAAUACUCCCGCAAAAAUGACGUCAUCAAAGCGAUCAGUCAAUUGAAACACGGGGAAGGAAUUUACACGGAUACAAGCGUGGGCAUCAAACACAUGGACGAGGUCCAGAUGUCAAACAACGCGGUCAGAACUGGAAUGGUCAAGGUCGGACUGAUCAUUACAGACGGCAAAUCACAAGAGUAAGUGCCAGCAACAUGUGUCCAAACCCGUCAAUAUCAAAGACUAUAAUAGUUUAAAAAUGCAGGAAUUCUCAUCGAAAUAAAAUAUUCUAAUUUUAUACAAAUCCUCAGCAAUUCUCCUAUUAGGCUACAAACAUUCACAUCUGCCCUACUCUUUUAACUAAACUCACUCCAUACUAUAUCCAGUUUCGGUAAAACUAAAAUGGUCGCCGACGCUGCCAUGGACCACAAGAUAUUGAUGUUUGCAGUGGGCGUGGGAAAUUCAGUUAACGACAGAGACCUGCUGAACAUAGCAGGUCUACCCGGCCGUGUUUUCAAGGUGAAAAGCUACAAUGAUCUCACUCUUAUCACAAAGUCCUUGGCUUGUAUGAGUAAGUAA
Molecule: messenger RNA, 576 nt
Organism: Lymnaea stagnalis (great pond snail)
Lineage: Eukaryota; Metazoa; Mollusca; Gastropoda; Lymnaeidae
Source: the annotation of a GenBank genome assembly